Molecule: messenger RNA, 393 nt
Organism: Penicillium taxi
Lineage: Eukaryota; Fungi; Ascomycota; Eurotiomycetes; Eurotiales; Aspergillaceae
Exons: 1
Coding region: 1-393 (130 amino acids)
Source: RefSeq, a predicted model, not a curated record
AUGAUUAUUUGUUGCUCCCCAUCGCCUCGCCUUACAGGCCUAGCAGGACCAGCAGGACCAGCGGGCCCAGGCGAUCCUCUCUGUCCUACUCUUCCAACGCGGCCGUUCCUACCUCUGCGGCCAGCUCGCCCCCGUGGCCCAGCGUGGCCUGCAGGUCCAGCGGGUCCAGCAGGUCCAGCGGGUCCAGCAGGUCCAGCGGGUCCAGCAAGUCCAGCAAGUCCAGCUACUCCAGCGGGUCCAGCCACUCCCGCAGGUCCCGGAUCACCAUCAUGCCCGUCUAAUCCUCGUUCUCCUCGUUCUCCCCGAAAAUGCGCUCUACAACAAAAGCACCAUCCAAUAAUGAUUGCUAUUCCAAUUGCCAUGCCGACCAUAGCACCUAUUAAAGCAGCAUGA